Messenger RNA from Arctia plantaginis, 1257 nucleotides. Lineage: Eukaryota; Metazoa; Arthropoda; Insecta; Lepidoptera; Erebidae. The record is from the annotation of a GenBank genome assembly.
AUGUUUAUUUUCCAGGCAUUCACUAUGAAGUAUCAAGUUGUGAUGCUGCUGGCAUGUGCGGCCGCAGCAAGCGCUACCUUAGAAGUCGUAAACCAAUGGAGUUUGAUGCAAUUUGACUUUCCUCCAGACCCAGUUCUUCUGGAAAAAUUUCAACCUGAGAACACGGUACCUACGGGGCUUGAAAUAGGGUGGGAUAGGUUAUACUUGGGCAUUCCUCGUCUAAGGGCUGGAGUGCCGGCGACAUUGGCGUGGAUACCCCGCAGCUUGCCACAGGGUGUUAGUCCUGUUCUUCAGGCGUACCCUGAUUGGUCGUGGCAUUCUGCCGGCCGUGGUGACAUCAACUGCACCGGACUGAUCUCCGUUUACCGGAUCCGAGCUGACCGCUGCAAUAGACUGUGGGUGUUGGACGCCGGCGUUGUCACGAGUAUCGAUGACUUCCGCCGCGUGUGCCCACCUAAGAUUCUCAUUUUUGACAUGGCUACUGACAGGCUGGUCCGAAGUGUAUACUUCCCCCGAGAACUGCUACGGCCCAGCUCUCUGCUUACUAAUAUCGUGCUAGAUGAUACCAGAUCUUCAUCAUCUCGCCCAUCGUCAUCGUGUGACCAUCUCUUCGCUUACAUCAGUGACACGGUGGCUCCAGGGAUAAUUGUGUACGACGGCCGCCGUGACAACGCAUGGCGUGUGACCCACGCUUCUAUGUACCCAGAUCCAGACUUGGGAGAAUAUGACAUUAAUGGUGAAAAAUUCACGCUCAUGGACGGAGUCGUGGGGCUCGCCCAUUCGCCUGCGCAAGGACUUCUUUACUACCAACCGCUAGCUACAGACAGAUUAUUUAGCAUAUCCACAGCAGUGUUAGCGUCAGGCCCACCUGCCGAAGGUACCGACCUUCCCGUGAACCUCGUGGGGCGCAAAUCAUCUCAAGGCAUUGGUGUAGCGGUGGACCCACGCGAUGACACUAUCAUCUUCAGCCCUUUGACUGAGACGGCCAUUGCAGCUUGGAAUCCUAUUAGUAACUCUCACAAGGUGUUGGCGCAAGAUGCCGAAAAAUUGCAGUUUUGCGCGGAGGUGAGGUGGGCGGAACGUGACAACGGGGCUGUGUGGGCUCUCUCUACACGCUUCCACAAGUUCUUCCGUCGCUCCGCUUCGAAACACGAGAUCAACAUUCGUAUUCUACGUGUGUUUGACAACAACUUCGUGUCGGUGCAGUCGCAUGUCCUGCGUCGUUCAGCUAGACAAGCUAACGCUACUUUCGUUUAA